Heterocephalus glaber (naked mole-rat) is the source of this 758-nucleotide messenger RNA. Its product is annotated as C-C motif chemokine 3. Gene Ontology annotation, molecular function: CCR chemokine receptor binding; chemokine activity. Gene Ontology annotation, cellular component: extracellular region. Gene Ontology annotation, biological process: inflammatory response; cell chemotaxis; chemokine-mediated signaling pathway. Lineage: Eukaryota; Metazoa; Chordata; Mammalia; Rodentia; Bathyergidae. The record is from RefSeq and is a predicted model, not a curated record.
GAGAUAGCUCAGAUCCUAGGAGGCUAGCAAUAGUGAUAGCAAAGCCCCAGCUCAGCUCUGCUCACACUCCUCUGCCUGUCCAGCAUCAUGAAGCCCCUCAUGACUGCCCUCUUGGUCCUCUUCUGCACAACAAUGCUCUGCUCCUGUGAAGAAGAUAAGCGUCACACCGCACCUGACUGCUGCUUCUCCUUCAUCUCCCGUCAGAUCCCCCACAAUCUUGUGGUAGCCUAUUUUAAGACCAGUGGCACAUGCCUUACAGAUGGUAUCAUCUUUCUCACCAAAAAAGGCCUGUAUAUCUGUGCCGAUUCCAGCAAUGACUGGGUCCAGGAAUACAUCAGGGACCUGGAGGCAAAUUCUUGAAUGGUCCAGCAGGAACGAGGGAGAGGUGUUUGAAGAUGGAGAACCAGGAGACUGUCCCUGCAACCCCAUGAGUUAUCUCUCCUGUGGGUCCCUCCCCACUCCACUAACCACACUCUGAACCCUUUAACUUUAAUUUAGUUAACCAACUUAAAUUUUAUAUCAUGUUACUCACCUGAUGUUUCCUCUGAGAAGUCAAAUGACACCCUCUUAUUCCUAGUCCCCUUCCUAGUCAUUCAUACAGUGGUUGACUGAUAGUUAUGAUGAAAGGCUGUGCUCCUCUCUCUGGAUAUUCAUUUGACCAAAUCCAUCAACAGAUGCUUACUGAGUUUUUAGGAGCCCUUUACUUGGUUCAAACCAAUGUCAGAAUAAUAAAAAUUAUUUUUAUAUUCUGAAAUAAA